Balaenoptera musculus (blue whale) is the source of this 1817-nucleotide messenger RNA. It is a transcript of the gene BOLL, whose product is annotated as boule homolog, RNA binding protein. The transcript is spliced from 11 exons. Lineage: Eukaryota; Metazoa; Chordata; Mammalia; Artiodactyla; Balaenopteridae. The record is from RefSeq and is a predicted model, not a curated record. Gene Ontology annotation, molecular function: RNA binding; protein binding. Bases 112 to 999 code for a protein of 295 amino acids.
GGGGAGAGAGUCUCCGUCGGGAAACGUGGUAUUGCUUCCUGGGUGUGACGGUGCUUUCAAACUUUAGGUUUCUGUUCCUUUCUCCCUGGCUUUUGAAGAACAGAGAGGAAGAUGGAGACCGAGUCCGGGGCGCAAACAUCAAAUCAGACGCAAACAGAUUCAUUAUCUCCAUCCCCUAAUCCUGUGUCACCUGUGCCUUUGAAUAACCCAACAAGUGCCCCAAGAUAUGGAACAGUGAUCCCUAAUCGCAUCUUUGUAGGAGGAAUCGACUUUAAGACACAUGAAAAUGAUUUAAGAAAAUUUUUUUCCCAGUAUGGGUCUGUAAAAGAAGUGAAGAUUGUAAAUGACAGAGCUGGAGUGUCCAAAGGGUAUGGCUUUGUCACUUUUGAAACACAAGAAGAUGCACAAAAAAUUUUACAAGAGGCUGAAAAACUUAAUUACAAGGAUAAGAAACUGAACAUUGGUCCAGCAAUAAGAAAACAACAAGUAGGGAUCCCUCGUUCCAGUAUAAUGCCAGCAGCUGGAACAAUGUAUCUAACAACUUCAACUGGAUAUCCUUACACUUAUCAUAAUGGUGUUGCUUAUUUUCAUACUCCAGAGGUAGCUUCUGUCCCCCCACCUUGGCCUUCACGUUCUAUAUCUAGUUCCACUGUGAUGGUAGCUCAGCCCGUUUAUCAGCAACCUGCUUAUCACUACCAGGCCCCUGCACAGUGUCUACCAGGUCAGUGGCAGUGGGGUGUUCCUCAGUCUCCUGCCUCUUCUGCUCCAUUCUUAUACCUGCAACCUUCUGAGGUUAUUUAUCAACCAGUGGAAAUUGCACAGGAUGGUGGAUGUGUUCCUCCUCCGCUGUCUCUGAUGGAAGCUUCAGUUCCAGAGCAUUACUCUGAUCAUGGAGUUCAAGCAGCAUAUCACCAGGUUUAUGCUCCAAGUGCCAUUGCUGUGCCUGCACCUGUGAUGCAGCCUGAACCAAUUAAAACAGUGUGGAGCAUUCAUUAUUAAGACAACUGGGCAGCUCUAGUCCAGCUCAACUGAUUUCUUGUCCAAUGAUCCUUGUGUGGCCGAGAUCCAGCUUCAACGAACCGGCUAGAAGCUGCCCGUUGUGAAACUUAGGGUUAGUUAAUACCUCGCCAUACUUAUUUAUUCCACUAUAAGCUGUCUAAAUUUGAUGAAAUUUGCUUUUUCAGCUGUUCUACAAAAUUAUUUAGGUGGAUGUGGCAUGUUGGUUUUUUAAUGUGUUACUCUAACUGUAGUGAUAUUUUCUACAACAUGUUUUAUCCAUUCCAUAAAUAAUAACCACAUUGGGAAUAGUGAGGUGUCUUUCAUUUUCUCUGCUUUGUGUUAUUUCUUUUCCUCUCAAUCUUUUAGAAGUUAUGUUUCAUAUUCUUUGGUAUUUAUUUUAAUAUUUAGGAUAAGAGUCAUUUCUAAUUCUAAUAGAAUUUUUAGUACUUUCAUGCCUUUUAUCAUAUAUUUGAUCUUAAUGAAUCAGUUCUACUACUUUGCAAUUUUGUCAUUUUUUUGUCUAUUUUUUUAUUUAUUUGUUACUGCUACUCCUUAUUUAAUUUUGCUUCUACCAUGGUUUUCAGAAUUUGAAUAGUACUUAUACUCCUUUUUAAAUAACAUUUCCAAACAUUGGAAAUACCAUCAACAUGAUCAGUAUUCUUGCCUUUUCAUGUGAUUAAUUUGACUAUAGUAAACUUUUUCUCUAUUAUUUGAGAUAAUGCUCCAGCCUUCCUAUAACAUAAGCUAUUUGGUACCAAAUUUUAUAUAAUAUGGAUCACCUAGUAGAGGUGUUUUGAUAAAAGAAGGCUCACCUCUGA